Petromyzon marinus (sea lamprey) is the source of this 4644-nucleotide messenger RNA. Its product is annotated as neuronal PAS domain-containing protein 3-like. NCBI's taxonomy places the organism in Eukaryota, Metazoa, Chordata, Hyperoartia, Petromyzontiformes, Petromyzontidae. Gene Ontology annotation, biological process: regulation of transcription by RNA polymerase II. Gene Ontology annotation, molecular function: RNA polymerase II transcription regulatory region sequence-specific DNA binding; protein dimerization activity; DNA-binding transcription factor activity, RNA polymerase II-specific. The record is from RefSeq and is a predicted model, not a curated record.
CGCUCCCCACGUACACACAGACAGAUACGCACUUACACACACGCCCAUCACAUGCUGCACAUGGAUUCACGUGCAACACGUUGUCAGUGGAACCCAGGGGCGGGGCGGGAGGGGAUGCCAGGAGGAACCGCCCAUUGGCUCAUCUCGAGCGCUGCGUGUUAACGCUCCCGCACCACCACCACCACGAGCCCCCCCUCCUCCUCUCACUUCUCUCCACUCCGCUGCUCGACCGCCCCGCGCGGGGCACCACGCGCUCCGGCCCUGACCCUCACCCUGGAGAGCAGCAGCGGUAGCGGCGGAGGCGGCGGACGAGGAGGAGGAGGAGGGCCCGCGUGUUGCUGCUCAUCUCGCGCGCCCCGUCUCGACGCAGCAGCAGCAGCAGCCCGACAGCAGAGCCGACGCAGCAUCGCGGUCGCAAACUACCACGACAACACGGGAGCAGCUACAACUACUCGAGCAGCAACAACAACAACAACUACAGCGGCGGCGGCGGCGGCCACCACAGCACCACCGAUGAGCACGGUUGGCUACGUACGGUGCGCAAGAAGUUCAACGCGCAUACAACAGCGAGGGGAGUAGCGGCAGGAGUUCGGGGAGGGAUCGGCGGCGCGCGAUGCCAGACGCGAGACCGCGCCGCGCUCUUCGCAGCGCGGUCGUGGCUCAGCGGUCGUGGCUCCGUUGGGGCUCGGACUCGUGAGCCCCCGGGCAGCGCUGAGUCGCGCUGAGCCCUUACCCCCCCCCCCCACCCCCCUCUCUUCCCACUCUCCCUCCCCUCUCUAUAAUACAGAGCUCUCGCUCUCUCCAGGAGCCACGACGCUCUGCGAGCCAGGCGUUUCCUCUCUCCAUGAGCCGCGGGUCUUGAUUUAUGCAUGAGCCAGGCGACUUCGUCUCCUUGAGCCAGGCGACUCCGUCUCGAUGAGCCAGGCGACUCCGUCUCCGUGAGCCAGGCGACUUCGUCUCCUUGAGCCAGGCGACUCCGUCUUGAUGAGCCAGGCGACUUCGUCUUCACAAGCCAGGCGACUCCGUCUCCUUGAGCCAGGCGGCUCCGUCUUCAUGAGCCAGGCGACUUCGUCUUCAUGAGCCAGGCGACUCCGUUGUCAUGAGCCAGGCGACUCCGUCUCGAUGAGCCAGGCGACUUCGUCUUCAUGAGCCAGGCGACUUCGUCUUCAUGAGCCAGGCGACUUCGUCUUCAUGAGCCUGGCGACUUCGUCUUCAUGAGCCAGGCGACUUCGUCUUCAUGAGCCAGGCGACUUCGUCUUCAUGAGCCAGGCGACUUCGUCUUCAUGAGCCAGGCGACUUCGUCUUCAUGAGCCAGGCGACUUCGUCUUCAUGAGCCAGGCGACUUCGUCUUCAUGAGCCAGGCGACUUCGCCUUCUUGAGCCAGGCGACUUCGUCUUCAUGAGCCAGGCCACUUCGUCUUCAUGAGCCAGGCGACUUCGUCUUCAUGAGCCAGGCGACUUCGUCUUCAUGAGCCAGGCGACUUCGUCUCCUUGAGCCAGGCGACUUCGUCUCCUUGAGCCACGAGCUCUCGUUCUCUCCAGCAGCCAGGACGCUCCCUCCUUGAGCCAGGCGUCUCCCGUCUUCAUGAGCCAGGCGUCUCCCCGUCUUCAUGAGCCACGAGCUCUUCCCUGAGCCAGGGCUCCCGGUCUUCGUGAGCCAGGGCUGAGCGGGAGGGAGGAGCGCGGAGUCCCUGGGAUGCACCGCCUCUUCUCGGACUACGCGGAGGCCGCGGUGGCGAGCGGCACGGCUGCCGGGGUCUUGGCCGGCGAUGGCUCGGCGCUGGCGGCGGGCUCCCUGCCUCCCCUCAACGGCUCCUUCGGCAUGGGGUUCGCCCCCUUCCCGGACCGGCUGCAGAUGGUCCGCAAGGAGAAGUCUCGUGACGCAGCUCGCUCACGGCGCGGCAAGGAGAACUUCGAGUUCUACGAGCUGGCCAAGCUGCUGCCGCUGCCCGGCGCCAUCACGAGCCAACUCGACAAGGCCUCCAUCGUGCGCCUCACCAUCAGCUACCUGAAGAUCCGCAACUUCGCGGCCCACGGCGACCCGCCCUGGAACCUCCGCAGCGAGGGGCCGCCGCCCAACACCUCGGUCAAAGCGAUCGGCGUUCAGCGGCGUAGGAGCCCCAGCGCGCUGGCGCAGGAGGUGUUUGAGCAGCACCUGGGGAGCCACGUCCUGCAGGCACUGGACGGCUUUGUGUUCGCGCUCACGCAGGACGGCCGCUUUCUCUACAUCUCCGAGACGGUGUCCAUCUACCUGGGCCUCUCACAGGUGGAGAUGACGGGUAGCAGCGUGUUCGAGUACGUGCACCCGGGCGACCACGCCGAGCUCGCCGAGCACCUGGGCAUGAGGCUGCCCCCCUGCCGGGGUGCCCAGCCCCCCGCGGGGGGCCACGCCGCCGGCGACGGCUCCUCCCCCACCUCGUCCGGGCCCGAGACCCCCGACACCGUGGAGCCCGUGGCCCCAACGAUGAUCACCGCCGAGCAGCCCCGCGAGCGAUCCUUCUUCCUGCGCAUGAAGUCGACGCUCACCAAGCGCGGGCUGCACGUCAAGGCCUCGGGCUUCAAGGUGAUCCACGUGACGGGGCGGCUGCGGGUGCGGCUGCCCCUGUCGCACGCGAUGCCACCGUCACCGACGCCGCUGCUGGGCCUCGUAGCGCUGGCGCAUGCACUGCCGCCCCCCGCGCUGAGCGAGGUGCGCGUUGACUGCCACAUGUUCGUCACGCGCCUUGACCUCGACCUCAAGAUCGUCUACUGUGAGAACAGGGUCAGCGAGUUCAUGGACAUGUCUCCUGGCGAGCUGCUGGGGCGCAGCUGCUACCACUUCGUCCACGCCGAGGACGUGGAGGCGAUCCGGCACUGCCACGUCGACCUUAUCAACAAGGGCCAGUGCGUGACACAGUACUACCGCUGGAUGCAGCGGCACGGCGGCUACGUGUGGAUCCAGUCGCUGGCCACCGUCUCCAUCAACGUCAAGAACGCCGGCGGCGACAAGAACAUCGUCUGGGUCAACUACCUGCUCAGUAACCACGAGCGCGGCGACUGCCCCAUGGACCUGCAGCAGCUUCCGCGGCGAGGCGAGGCCGAUGGGGUCACGGGGUCGUCGCACCGCGCCACUCCAGGGGUCGUCACUGCUGGUGAGAGGCACCGGGACGAGGCCGAGAACCUCCACACAGACAAGAACCACGCGAGCCCUGGCGGCAGCGGCGACGGUGGCGCCGGCGCCAGGAGGAGGCGGAGCCACGCGGCGGCGGUGCCGGCGCAGGGCAACGACGGGCGGCCGACGUGCGCCCCCACACGCCACAACGGCCGCGAUCGCGUCCACGGGGAGGCUGCCGGCGGGGGGCGGCCGGCGGCGCCCGCGAGCGGCCGUGCCGCCCGCGGCUCCGGCGACUCGAGCGAGGGGGCGGGGGACUCGGACCCGGAGUCGGCGCCCGCGGCCGUGGCCGCUCCGCCGCCCGUCCCCGCGCCGCUCCCCAGCGUCAAGGUCGAGGCCGGCCGCGACACGCUGGGCCCGGCGCGCGUCCCGAGCCAGAGGCCCGCCGAGGCCGACGGCGACGACGGCGACGACGUCGACGACGAUGACGAAAGGGACUCGGACGGCGAUGCGCGGUCGACGGCGUCGUCCGGCCGGUGCCGGCGGCCGGGCCGGCGCGACCACGGGGCCCGGCGGGCGGCCCCGGGGAGGACUCGCCCCCCCGAGGAUGCGCCGGCAUGCAAGGCCAUCAAGACGGAGAGCUCGGAGCCGCUCAACUUCGACAACGACAGCAGCAUCUGGCACUUCCCCCCCAACCGCGAGAUCUCGCGCAACGAGUCGCCCUUCAGCAUGACGGCGCGCGGCGCGGGGGCCGGCGACAAGGCGUCGGCGGACUCGCCAUUCCCCGUCUCCCCCGGCGCCGGCUCCACCCGCAGCCUCACGCCCGUGCAGUCCGAGCCGGCGCUGUCUUCGCCGCGGGACGCGAACGGCGGCGGCGGUGGCGGCGGCGCCGGAGCGGCGAAGCCCGGCGCGCGCCCCGUCCCGGGCCUCGCCUCGUUCGUCUACAGCGCCGGCGAGGUGGAGAUGCUGCAGCGGCUGCAGCAGCACGGCAACUUGGUGCUGCCGCUGGCUCAUGGCGUGGCCGGACCCUCGGCGGCGCACCACCACCCGCACCGCCCCCACCACCACCCGCACCACCCCCACCACCACCCGCACCACCCCCACCACCACCCGCACCACCCGCCACGCAUCUACACCACGGGCACCAUCCGCUACGCGCCGGCCGACCCGAGCUUCACGGCUCAGGGCGGACUCCUCCCGGCGAAUCUGGCGGCGGGCUUCGGCCUGGACCCCAAGACUUCGAUGGAGAUGCUCUACCACCACGUGCAGAGGCUGGGCGCGGCGCCCGCCUCCUUCUCGGCGCCGGGCGCCGCCGCGGGGCUGGCGCAGCUGCCCGGCGGCGCCGGCGUCUUCUCGACGCCCGAGGGGUUCUUUACGACGCUGCCGUUCCACGUCUACGGGAAUGGAGUCCACGCCGCGCCGCUGCCGCCACUGCCGCAGCCGGCGGCCGAGAGGAAGGAGAACUGAGAGCGGCCGGGCGCGCCGUCUAAAAAAAAACACGUUAAGCGGCACGGCAAGCGACGCCGCCGGGUCGACGCCGGCGGCGGGCGCUGC